Lacerta agilis (Sand lizard) is the source of this 883-nucleotide messenger RNA. RefSeq names its product mpv17-like protein. Gene Ontology annotation, cellular component: cytoplasm; membrane. Lineage: Eukaryota; Metazoa; Chordata; Lepidosauria; Squamata; Lacertidae. The transcript is spliced from 4 exons. The coding region runs from base 229 to 858 and encodes 209 amino acids. The record is from RefSeq and is a predicted model, not a curated record.
AGAUCCUAAGCUCUUUAAGGAUUAAGCCACAUCCCAAGUUUUUCACACAGUUGACCAACACAACCGUAGCCUUCUGGCCUUGGAAGAUAAUAGCCACAUGUCUAUCCAUGUGCAUUUGCAGAUACAUACCAGCAGGAGGCGACAUUGCAACCCACCUGAGCAGAGGACGCCACCACCUAGUGGCCAUCUCGGGGAACUGCACUUCCGCCACACCAGUUCUGUAUUCAAAUGCACCCUCUGCUUGGUCUGGUGCAUCGCCAUCCUUGGCUGGCAAAUGUUGUUGCCUAUGGGACACUGUUUUCAGCCGCAGAUGCAGCCCAGCAGAAGUUGGCUAAGCCGUGCCAGGAUCCCCACAGACACGACGGUUUGGAUCUGAAGCAGACGGCAAAAGUGGCGCUGGUCGGGUUCACAUUCCAUGCCAACUUCAAUUACGCCUGGUUCCGGAGCCUGGAGCGCCUUCUUCCAGGAGUGAAGGUGACCACGGUGAUAGCUAAAGUCACUUGCGACCAGGUCAUCGCUGCGCCAGUCACCAUCGGGGCUUUUUACACCGGUCUCUCUCUUCUGGAUGGUGAAAGCAACAUAUUUGGGAAGCUGCAGGAGAAGUUUUGGCCAACAUACAAGGCUGGUGUGCUGUGCUGGACCUUGUUCCAAGCAGUGAAUUUUGCUCUUGUGCCACCCCUGCUGCGCACAGCCUACGUGGGGGCCUGCUCCUUCCUGUGGACGGCAUUUCUCUGCUACCUGCGCCAAACUGAUGCCCAUGACACCACCUCCCAGCUCUUCCAGGCAGUGCCAGGCUUGACCGGGCUGUUUCCAUCCAGGGCAGGAGAGAAUCAAGUAAAGAUGCCGGCUGAGAAAUGACCAAACGGCCGUGCUGUGGAUUUUU